Messenger RNA from Penicillium canescens, 288 nucleotides. RefSeq lists its product as uncharacterized. NCBI's taxonomy places the organism in Eukaryota, Fungi, Ascomycota, Eurotiomycetes, Eurotiales, Aspergillaceae. Bases 1 to 288 code for a protein of 95 amino acids. The record is from RefSeq and is a predicted model, not a curated record. The transcript has a single exon.
AUGCAGCGGCCCAAUCUGAGCAAGGAUAGGAUGGAUCCAUCUACAGGCAACCGAGAGAAGAGGAGACGUCUAGGCGACGACGAAGAAAUCAGCUGGAACCGGGAGGCCCCGGGAACGGAAUGCCGUGCGAUCCGGAGUUACGGUAUCACAUCACCGCUGGGCGUGAUGGGAAAGAGAGGGAUGGUCAGUCAAAGAGAGGAGGAUGAUCGAGCGACGCACUGGAAAUUAUAUAGUCCAAAGGUGAGGCUAGCAGGCGGUUGGAGGUGGCAGAUCCCAAUUUGGGGAUAG